Vavraia culicis subsp. floridensis is the source of this 1128-nucleotide messenger RNA. RefSeq lists its product as uncharacterized. Gene Ontology annotation, molecular function: RNA binding. The record is from RefSeq and is a predicted model, not a curated record. Bases 41 to 1033 code for a protein of 330 amino acids. The transcript has a single exon. NCBI's taxonomy places the organism in Eukaryota, Fungi, Microsporidia, Pleistophoridae.
UUUAAUUGUUAGUUAAGCAAGAUUGGAAUGGUACCCCUUGAUGAAGAUCAAAGUAGAAUUUGAUGAGGAAAAUUCGAAGGAAAGUAAGAGGAUGAAAAAGGAAGAUGGAAGACGUGAAGGGGCAGUUGAUCAAACGGAGAGUGGUAAUGAAGGUAUGGAUGAAAAGGAAGGGAUAAUAACGAUGGAUGACAGCAUGAGGGAGGAAGAGAUAGGUUGUAGAAAAUUUGAUGGAAAGAACCAAGCGUUAAAUACUGAGCUGAUUAAUAUGAAUGGGAAUUGCGAAGCGGAGGAGAGAGUGGAUUGCGUAGAAGAAGUUGGUGAGAGGGAUGAAAACACAAAGCGUGGUGAAGAGGGAAAAGGAGAUAAAGGUAGGUUAGGUGCCGUAUUUCGGAUUGAUCAGGUGAAAGAGCAGGAAAUGAUUGAAAGUGACAGAAAAGAUGAGGUUGUGGAGGAAAGUGACGAGAAAGAUGAGGUUGUGGAGGAAAGUGACAGAAAAGAUGAGGUUGUGGAGGAAAGUGGUAGAGAAAGCAAAACUGAAAGCGAUAGAAAUUUUGAGACGGGAAGUGAAAAAGAGCACGGAUUAAACGGCAUGGCUGAAAAUAGCAAAAAAGAAGAUGAAAUAAAGAAGGAUGGCAGAGUGGUUGGCGCGUACAAAGAGCAAGAGACUGCUCACACAGCUGAUAAAGUGAGUGAUACGGACGAGGACAACGAUUUGCAACGUUUGCAAAGAAUGCAGGACCAGUUUUUACAGAAAGAAGAGCCUGUAACAGCCAACAGCGUGAUAAUAAGGAAUUUGGACCACACGAUAACAAGGCAGGUGCUCAUCAAGCAUUUGCAUGCAUGUGGAACGAUAAAAAGCGUGGAGAUACCACAGGUGCGUAAGGCAGGGCAAUCAAAGCAGAUAACAAAGAACUACGCGUUUGUUGAGUUCAUGAACAGGAGCAGUGUUGAUAUUGCGAUGAGUUUGAACAACAAAUUGGUGAUAAAUGGUAAACGUGUGAGUAUUGGCAGAAAAAAAGUGUUUAACAAGUGAUUGGGCACGUGGUGGUACGGAAUGUAGAACAAGUGCUGAACGAGAAAAUGUGGAUCGGUGCUGUGUCUAAAAUAAAUAUAAUACUUGAUAGCCGG